GUUUAACCGUUUUAUAAUGUUCGUUAAAGUGUUAAGUUACUAAACGUAUUCAGUAAAUAAAUGUAAAUUGUUUGAUUCGCUUUCGAUAAUGGCUGGUACACCGUCGUGGUAUAAAAUCCCCUGUGCAGAUAGAAUACUUCAACUGAAAACAACUUUGACUGGCGGUCAGAGUUUCCGCUGGAAACCACAGGCAUCUUCCCAGGACGGAGAAGAAUUUAUAGGCGUAUUUGCCAACAUUGUGUGGAUUCUAAAGCAAAGCAAAUCCCAUUUAUUAUAUCGGAUAAUCGGUGAACUUCCGUAUCCUAAUCUUACCGAUCGUGACGUGAGCAGCUCAACCAAACUUCCCAAGUCGGAAAAAUCAUCUAGAAAAAGUGGCAAUCUGGUGAGCAUUCGUCUUAAGGUGAACGAACCGAAGGAGUAUUCCCGCGCGGGUAAUUUACUUUACCCGCUCAGCUAUUAUGAACAGUUGCUACGCAUCUAUUUCCGGUUGGACGUUGAUUUGGACCGGUGCUACCAGCAGUGGAUUAAAUGUCAUGCACAUUUCGAAAAUAGUGCAGGUCAGUUCUACGCAGUACGGCAGCUGAAUCAAGAUCCGGUGGAGAAUUUGUUUUCCUUUAUUUGCAGUCAGAAUAAUAACAUUUCAAGGAUUUCCGGUUUGGUCGAAAAGAUUUGUACUCAUUAUGGGAUUAAAAUUUGCGAUUAUCAAGGAACACCAUACUACAACUUUCCCGAUGCUGAAUCGUUAGCUUCUCCGGAGGUGGAAAGACAUUUGCGCGAGCUGAGCUUUGGUUAUCGAGCGAAAUACAUUCAAAAAUCUGCUGAAGAAAUUCUUGCUAAAGGUAACUUGGAAUGGUUUCGAAAGCUACAGCAGCUGGACUAUAAGGAAGCUCACAAGGAGCUGCUCACGCUAACCGGUAUCGGACCGAAAGUGGCCGACUGUAUUUGUCUCAUGUCCCUGAACCAUCUGCAGGCGAUUCCCGUAGAUACGCAUGUGUUUCAAAUAGCGCGCAAUUAUUUGCCACACCUGGGUAAGGUGAAAACCAUAUCGGGACGAAUGUAUGGUGAAAUUGGUGAUAAAUUUAGGGAGAUCUACGGACCAAUGGCAGGCUGGGCACAGACUGUCCUAUUCUGUGCUGAUUUGAGACAAUUUAAGGAGAAUGUUGACGUGGGAAAGACACAGGCUAGUGAGGAAGUCUCCGACGAUCAACCGAAAGCAUUUAAAAGAAAGAAGCGGUAGUUACCAAUUCCAGUAAAACGACAAUAAAGGAUUUCCGAAAGUUAAUCUAUUUUUCGAAAAGGGUAAAAGUACAAAGAAAAAGUGAUUUAU
Molecule: messenger RNA, 1327 nt
Organism: Sabethes cyaneus
Lineage: Eukaryota; Metazoa; Arthropoda; Insecta; Diptera; Culicidae
Gene: Ogg1
Product: N-glycosylase/DNA lyase
Exons: 3
Coding region: 89-1237 (382 amino acids)
Biological process (GO): base-excision repair; base-excision repair, AP site formation; nucleotide-excision repair
Cellular component (GO): nucleus
Molecular function (GO): 8-oxo-7,8-dihydroguanine DNA N-glycosylase activity; damaged DNA binding
Source: RefSeq, a predicted model, not a curated record